AUGGACAGCAUUGUGAUCUCGGACGACGACGAUGAAGAAGCGUCCACAUCUGCCUCCGGCGUGUCUGUUCCCACGCCACGAACUGCCAGCCGCAAACCCCGUGAAGAAUCAGCUGCCGCUCCGACGCACAUCACGCGCAGUCUCCGUUACGCCUCCGCGAAGAAGGAUGUUCAUGUCCUGCAGUUUGUGGAGCAUUGCUCUAAACACUCUCAAGACCAUCCCGAGGUCGUGACCUACCUCCAGAGCAGAUACUCAAAGGCGCUGCCGACCUUCCUGACGUCGGUGGAGUUUCGUAACACUCUGGGCCGCUGCCUCACACGCAGCCCAGGCCAACACCGGCAAAACCUUCUGUCUACAUCAAUGAACUCUGCACCGUUCUCAAACAGCACACGGCUCGAAGAGGAGCUCCAUACAGCCCGUGCCUCCCAGACGAAACCUGAGCAGAAGAGCAACGGCACAAACAUACAGGAGCAGGAGCGGCUUAAAGAAGAAGAGGAGAAACGAGAGGAUGAAGAGAAACGAAGAAAACCAAAAGGGCUUCUUGAGGAGACAGAUAGCAUACCUGGAAAACCUGUUGAAGGUGUACAACGAGAGAUCCGGCGGCUUCAGGAGCGAGAGUUGAGCGCCGACGAUCUGGAGAAAGAGGACUCCAGUUACAUUCAGGAGCACAAGCUCAAACGCAAGAUGAUGAAGAUCUAUGACAAACUGUGUGAGCUGAAGGGCUGUAACACACUUACGGGUCGAGUGAUCGAGCAGAAGAUUCCUUACAAUGAUAAACCAAGCUCUUACGAUAUAAAGAUCGAACGCUACAUUAACAGUCCAGAAGCUCUUCACAACCCGCCGGACUACACCGAUAUCCUGAAGGUGGUUCAGCGCACUAACGAACGCUACAAACUCAUCCUCACUCGCAAACAGACCACACAGAUCGCUCAAGAAGCCUUCAGAGAGACGGGCAACAAACUCCAGGAGAGACGCCAUCUGGACAUGGUCUACAACUUCGGCUCCCAUCUCACCGAUUCCUUCAAACCCAGUAAUUCAAUUCGGUUACGCUCCAUCUCAGAUACAGAACCGUUAGACCCCGCUCUCACUGAUCCAACACUAAACCGCAAACUCCGCUCAAACAGAGACGUGGCUCUGAGCAGCCUGGAGGAGGUGAUCACCAAAUACGCUAUUAAACAGGAAGACAUAGAGGUUUUAGAGGAAAUGAGGAAGAGACAAGAGAGAGACAGACAGAAAAAGGAUGACGAUGAAGAGGAUGUGGAAGAGGAGCCGUUGAACAACAGUGACAAUGACCAGCCGAUGGAUGAGAACUCUCCUCCCUCGAUCAAAUCAUCCGCCCAGGACACGGAGGAGGACCAGGGAGAUGAAGACCAGCGCUCUCCGGCCAGCAGCACACACGAGACGGAAACUAACACGAACCACGUGGCCGUGGAGCAAAGCCCUCCGUUCAUACAGACCUCAGAUCUUAUGCCUAUCGGAUGGCGGAGCUCAGCUUCCUCCGAUCACAGUAAAAGCGACACCGCCGAGACGGUCUCCACCAAUCAGGACGCUCCGUCAGCCACGAUGAGAUCAGCCAACUGCAGCCCGCUACCUCAAACGAGCCCUCUGCUGAUCGACGAGAUGGGCAACUACAAGAAGAGGAAACGGUCCUCCGCCGAACACCGGACCACUGCCUCCAACGGGGACUGCACACAGGACAGUGAUAUUCCUCUGGAUAUGGGUGUGAUCUUCUGUCCUGAGGAGGAUGAUGUGCCCAGGACGAUGACUUCCUCUCAGCUCAUGGUCAGAAGCUCACGAUCCACGCCACCACCCAAGAGGAAUAAGGUGAACGUGGCGACUCAGUGCGACCGGAGGAAGUGA
This is a messenger RNA of Puntigrus tetrazona (Sumatra barb), 1860 nucleotides long. Its product is annotated as death domain-associated protein 6-like. The record is from RefSeq and is a predicted model, not a curated record. The transcript is spliced from 10 exons. The coding region runs from base 1 to 1860 and encodes 619 amino acids. Lineage: Eukaryota; Metazoa; Chordata; Actinopteri; Cypriniformes; Cyprinidae. Gene Ontology annotation, molecular function: histone binding.